AUGUGCAAUGGAGCCCGACUUAAAAUUUCGAAGGCAUUGUUCGAUGAGGAGUCCAAGGGAGAUGAACUGAUUGCUUGGCGCAGACCUUUCGAUGAGCUGUCGAAAGGAGGGUUGAUCAACGUGAACAACUUCAUGAAGAUAGUUAAGAACAAGGUAGCCUAG
Perkinsus marinus ATCC 50983 is the source of this 162-nucleotide messenger RNA. RefSeq lists its product as hypothetical. The record is from RefSeq and is a predicted model, not a curated record. The coding region runs from base 1 to 162 and encodes 53 amino acids. NCBI's taxonomy places the organism in Eukaryota, Perkinsozoa, Perkinsida, Perkinsidae. The transcript has 2 exons.